Messenger RNA from Durusdinium trenchii, 3189 nucleotides. NCBI's taxonomy places the organism in Eukaryota, Dinophyceae, Suessiales, Symbiodiniaceae. The record is from the annotation of a GenBank genome assembly.
GUGCGAAAACGUUGCCUAUCUUUCUUGGCGCUCUUGGUGUGUUGCUUGUUCAGGAAAGGACAUGACAGGAACGGACGUGAGAUCAUGAGGCAUUGAGGCAAACGUUGAACUGGUGUUAUUCCGCCAAAGCAUUUUGCUUAAGCCCUAGUGGUGAUUUCUGUGCAGCGAGUUGUGUGCUUUGGUCAUCUAAGUGUGGGUUUUAGGCAUGGCUGCUGAUGCGGGGAAUGACGGCAGCAUGUCGCCUGAAAUGCCAUUGCAAGGUGAUCAGGCCAAACACGUGGCAUCCGGUUUGCAAGCGCCAUCGCUUGCUUUGAGGCUUAUCCCAUGUGAUCGUUGUGGAACUCAGAUCCAAAUGAAAGUUGGUGCUUCUUUGCAGUUCUGUGGCAAGGAUACCAGCAAGGAAAAGACAUUUCACUUGCAGGCCGCUAAGGCAGGUAAGGAGCAGGAGCUUGUGAACUUGAAGAAGACAGACCCACAACGAUAUCUAUCCUUGUUCAACACCUUCUGUGACGGGUUGCAGAAGGGGCCAGGACGCCCAAAAGCCAGCACAGCCGAAGGAAAGCCAAAGUCCUUUGAUUUUGCUGUGUUGGAUGAACAUCGUCAGAUCGGCGAGCGAAAGCAAGUAGGUGUCCGCAGUGUUCCCAAGUGCUUCCAAGACUAUGUAGAUUUCUACACCGGGAAGACAGGGGAAGUUCCAUCUUGUCAACGUUUGUCCCGUGAAGGGGCAGAGCACAGGUGGAAGAGGGAGUUCGCGGAUCGUUCUGUGGAUCGGGAACAACUCAAACAAUUCAACGAGCUAGGGGAAUGGACUGGUGGCUAUGCAUGGGCCUUGUAUGUGGAUUUGCCACGAGAGAAGUCCCGAAUCCAAUUUGACGAAACUUGUUCAAAACAGUCUUGCCAGUCUGUACACUCUAAAUAUAUCUAAAUCAUAGCUCGCACUAUUUCCAUAGCCCUAGACACAUGCCCAUACCUGGUGCCAGUACUUCAGGACAAGUUCAUGGACUUGAAGAAGCAGGUUGGGCAAAUCAAAAAUCCGGGGGAGGAGGCUGCGCAGAAUAUGGAGGAGCAGUGCAAAUCCUUAGCCACCAGCUUGCGCGAUGACACUGAGGAGUUCUAUGUGAUGCCAUCUACCGCUGCUCCACUAGCUGGGGGCAAGGGAAAGGGCAAGGGGACCAAGCCCAAGAACACCAAGCCGCCCAAGGGUGGACCUUCUGGCCCUUCUGGCAGUGUGGUGACAGCGUCGAUGACAUCAAGGCGUUUGUCAAUGAGACCUUUCAAUGAUCUCAAGAGAAACUUGACAACGGCGAUUGCGUCCGCCAAGCACCUCUUGGCGAAGGUUCGGGAUGAUGAAGGGAUCACGGAGGACAUGUUCGACACCCACCCAGCUCUGCGUGAAAUCAACAAGCGAUUGACCAUGGCUCAAUUUGCAAACGAUCCUGACGUUGACCCAGUCCGUGGUCAGUCAAUCUCAGCAUCUUUGUGGGCCUUGAUGAAGGAUGAUGCCUUCUUUGUUGAGCUUGGAGCGCUAAGGGAAGAAGCACAAACGGUGGGCCAACUGUCAGUGUUUCGCAACAAUUCUGACCUUUUGGGAUGUGUUGACGACGUCCACACCGGGUACGAGCUGCACGGCAGGGCACUUGUGCAUAUGAACAGCCUGGCCACUGGUUUGAUUACGUCAGCCAAACAAUUUUCACAACAAGCAGCUGCCGUCAAAAAAGCCCGGGAAUUGGAAAUGAAGGAAGAACAGAAGGAGCUGGCUCGUGAGCAAAAGCGUCAAAAGACAGAGCAAAAGAAGGAACAGAAGUUGCGGGAUAGGCUGGCAAAGAAGCAGCAGGCAGAGAAGAAGGAGGAAGACCAACAGGAGCAGGAGGGCGAGGUCGAGGAUGAGAACAAAAAGCGAUCAGCAGGGCCCGGAGGGCCGACAACGGAGAUCCCACCUCAGAAGAAGCGCAGAGCCCCUGCAAAUGUAUGGUCAGAGUUGACUGAUACAGAUCCACUAGUUCUCCAAUCAAAGUUCACGGAUUCAGCAAUACAGGUGGUGGAAGACUUUGACUUGGGACUUCAGUACUAUGCAGAUUGUCAGCCAGUCAUAAUCCGUGCGAGAAGGGCAACUUUGAAAAAGGUUCUGGAGCAAAGCUUCGAGGAUCAGAAGUACGUGAAGCAAAUCAACACUGUACUUCUUGGAGCGUCCCGUACUUUCACAUCAGACAUUUGCGCAGAGUUCGCGAAUCCCAAGUCAACUGCCACAAGACGAAUGCAAGUGCUGAAUGACAUUGAUACGGAGGUGGCCAGGGCAGUGUCUAUGGAUGAUCUGCUUGAACGCGUGCUGGAAGAAACCAACAAGGACAUACUCAUGGAGCCAGCUCUUAGAUGUUCGGAGAAUCUCACAGAGCAUUUGGACACAGAGGUGCAAGAAAGAAUGAAUCCUCAGCGGUUUGCAGACUCCAAGUCCAAGUGGGACCAGUUGCAGCUUUAUGCAGUCCAAAAGGGCACUAACUUCGCUGGCCAUGCAAGCGGUGGUGCAGGCAUGGCUCAAAUCCAGGCAUCAGGAACCAGGAUUGUGGCUCUGUGUAGGAUUGACCAGCUGUGGUCAGAACUUGGCUGCUCAAGCAUCCAAGCUUGCCUGGAUGGGUUGCAAAACCUCACACCUGAACAUGAAGCCUUCAGGGAGCUCACAACAUUUGCCUAUGGCUGCUUCCUUGCUGGAGAUAUUCUUCUGGUGCCGCAAGGCUACGUCUGCGUGGAGAAAGCCGUGAAUGACCACAACAUUGGCUUUCGAUCUCUGUCCCACAUGUGCUUUCACCGGCUUCAUGAAUCAAUGAAGAUCUUUCGGCUCCAUUUGGCAAGAAAUUAUGGAACUGAGAUCAUGUGCAGUGUCUUGGAACAAGCGGCAACCACCGUUUGGGCAGAUUGGUCACAAAGCAAAGCCAAAGCUGCUUUGGCGACUUUAACUGGCACUGAUGAAGUUGAAGAAGUUGAGGAGGGCCAGAGGAAGGCUCUGCCAGGUCCUACUCUACCACUUGAUUCCCACCCUGACAAUGUGCGAGCAUAUGUCAAGAUGUGGAGAAUGGAUGCGGAGGCAAGAGCAGCUCAGUCGCGGCCGGUGACUCUGGAUUUCCUUCAGAGAAAUUCGGCUGUAUCAUUCCACAACUUCUUUGAGUAUGUGUCCCUCAAGAUGGAAGAUCUCGG